AUGGCGUCUGCAAAGUUGACAACAACAAAUUCAUUAAAAGCGGUUGAAUGGAUGUGGCAAUCGAAUUCAAAUCCAUGGUCAAAAGAGGAAGCUGUCGAAUGGAGCCACUAUUCAGAUGUAGAAAAUUUGAUCAUUGAAAAAGCAUUCUCGAACAAGCAACAGCGUGCUGAAUUAGAUGAAUAUUAUAUCGAUUUCACGGACAAUCUACAAGUAUCUAACAGUGACAGUAACAAAAAGAGACCGGUCAAACGAGUCAUUCGUAAGAGAGACGAUAAACACUUACGAGAAGCGCGAUUCAUGGAUCUUCCAAUUGCGUCUGAGCGAUCAUUCGGUGGUCAAUAUGGCUUCGUGUCACCCUUCGUUAUAGAGGUAAGGAGACACUUAAAACUUGAUCCUUUCGAUCUUCCUUCAACAAAACCCGAAAUCAUACCUGACCUCGUCGAAAAAGCUGCGAAAGGUAUUAUUACGGAAGGUAAAAAUAUUCGAAAGCAACGAGAAGCUGAAGAAAUAGCCAGCUUGCUUCGAGAAAAGAGGAACAAAGGAAUAAAAGAAGUAUGGCAACGCUGUGUUUAUCUUUAUUCGCUGGAAAGUUUCUUGUAUAAAACUUUGAAUGCAACUAUGCGAUUGGUUGGAAGUCGAGAGAAUGAUCAAGUUUGGCGAAGUAAGGUUUCGACAUUGGGUCCAUUCUGUUUAUUAUUAUGGGAUGAUCCAUUCAGUACAAAAAUGAAAGUGAAUGUUGAAUUAUAUCGGGGAGCUGACCUACAAGCUGAGCAUAUUACAAUGUACGAAAAAAUGGUAAAGAAAAAGGACGGAUAUGGAUCAUUUCAAGGAUUUUCAUCAUGCAGUCGUAAUCGUGAAAAAGCAGAACAAUUUGGCAAUACAUUAUUUAUCAUGAGAGUGAAAUUCGCCUUCGUCGCUGACCUUAGUAAUUGGUCUGAAUAUCCAAAUGAAGAAGAAGAGUUGAUCAUGCCAGGCGUCUGUUUUCGAGUCGUAAAGAUUGAAUUCGAUCGCAAGAUAAACAAAAAUUUGAUUUACUUAGAACUAAAACAACGUUGGUCUGCGGAAGACAGUGCACAUUAUCAAUCUAGUACUCAUCGAAGCAAGGUUAAUGACGCAUAUGACGAUGAUGCUGCCUUUGCUGCUGAUGGCGCUGAUGCUUUUGCUGAAACACUUCCUAUUGACGGUCUUCGAUUUGAUCGUGAUGGCAACUGGAUUGGAAGCAAAUGA
This is a messenger RNA of Adineta ricciae, 1227 nucleotides long. The record is from the annotation of a GenBank genome assembly. NCBI's taxonomy places the organism in Eukaryota, Metazoa, Rotifera, Eurotatoria, Adinetida, Adinetidae.